GCAACCUUUUCUUUAUUAGUUGCCAUGCGUUUGCUGCUACGUUGUAUUAGCGGACUAGAACGCCUGCUGGAGAAAGAAGUUUUGUCAAUACUCGGCCGAGGACGACCUUUUGUGACUGAGAGGCCCUUCUCGUGUGCCGUGACCGUAUCGGGUAGCCUCUGCCCUCGAGACGUAUAUAGAUUGCAUUAUACAUCGCGGUUAGUCACUCAUAUAUGGCGAGAGAUUGGGAGUGUACAUCUCAACCAUGGGUUCUAUGACGAUGCUCUUCACUCCUUUCUAGAGAAUAUCGACUACCCUCCCUCCCUGAGGGGCAAUAUGGUGGCGAUCUCCAUCCGCAACUCAGCGAGGCGGGAGGAUUUCUACGCUAUCGAUGAUAUACCAAGACGAUGGGCUGACAUUCUUACGAGGCGAUAUGAUGCUCGAGUCCAAUGGGAUGAUUAUCAAGUACGUCUAUUGCUACUGGCAGACAAAGGAGGCUUCUUCCGCGUUUAUGCUGGUGAUGGCGACAAGAGCCUCCACAUUCGAGGACUGCGUAGAAAACAAGGCGUAGCACCAAUGAACGAAACUCUCGCUGCUGCGAUGGUUUCGCUCGCCUCUGCGGGCAAGUGGCCCGUUAUUGAUCCUUUCUGUGGAUGUGGAACCAUUAUACUGGAAUAUCUAAUGCGAUCGCUGAAGGUGCCAGCACAGUAUUUCAAUCCUGCAUAUCGCGCUGCAUCAGAUGGGGAACUCUUAGCGCCAUCAGAGGCCUUCCAGACGUGUACCAUAGGGAAUGGCUUCGACGAAGAGGAAUGGCGAAGGACGAUCAAAGAGGAGGACUCUGAGAUUCGCUUCAACUCCACUGACCCGUGUAUCGUUGGCUUCGACAAGGACACGAGAAUGAUAGACUUCGCCCGGUACAAUCUAGAGCCUCUCAUCGGCUUCUGUGGCAUGGCCCAAGUCCCUUUGCAAGCCUUCGACUGGACUAAGCUUUCUCGUCUUUACGGCGGUGCGCCAGUCACGAUGAUAACGAACCCUCCUUUCGGUCUCCGCUUGAGCCGCAGUGAGACUCUGAUACACUCCAUGAAGGAAUUCCUGCAUGCUAACGGGUCCGAUGGAGUGAUUGCUGUUGCUUCUGCAGAAGAUGUGAAGGCCCUAGGCUGUGACCUCAAUGGUCCCGAUGUGGUUAGAGUGAAAGUUGCUAAUGUGAAUACAUGGUUAUGUCGUGUUAUUUCUGAUCCAGUUUCUGUAUGGGUUUUAACUGUUGCUUUCCUCGAGUUUUAA
Perkinsus marinus ATCC 50983 is the source of this 1260-nucleotide messenger RNA. RefSeq lists its product as hypothetical. Bases 25 to 1260 code for a protein of 411 amino acids. The transcript has a single exon. Lineage: Eukaryota; Perkinsozoa; Perkinsida; Perkinsidae. The record is from RefSeq and is a predicted model, not a curated record. Gene Ontology annotation, molecular function: rRNA (guanine-N7-)-methyltransferase activity; rRNA (guanine-N2-)-methyltransferase activity; protein binding.